Patella vulgata (common limpet) is the source of this 804-nucleotide messenger RNA. RefSeq names its product polyunsaturated fatty acid lipoxygenase ALOX15B. Lineage: Eukaryota; Metazoa; Mollusca; Gastropoda; Patellidae. Gene Ontology annotation, biological process: lipid oxidation. The record is from RefSeq and is a predicted model, not a curated record. Gene Ontology annotation, molecular function: metal ion binding; oxidoreductase activity, acting on single donors with incorporation of molecular oxygen, incorporation of two atoms of oxygen. The transcript is spliced from 7 exons. The coding region runs from base 43 to 804 and encodes 253 amino acids.
UUUUUACCAACAGAUCAUCCUAAUACGUGGAUUUUAGCUAAAAUGUGGUAUAAUAAUGCUGAUGCCGCUUACCAUCAAUCACUAACACAUCUUGGACUUACGCAUCUUUUAAUGGAGGGAGUAACCGUAGCAACACAUCGCAAUCUUUCACAGUCACAUCCUGCUUUCAAGCUUUUAGCUCCACAUUUUCUGUAUUUGAUAGCUAUCAAUACACGAGGUUUAGAGGUGUUGAUAUCAGAAGGUGGUUGGGUAGAUAAAGUUAUGAACACUGGUAUCAAGGGAAUGUUUGAAUUAAUAAAAAGAGGAAUUGAAAGUUGGUAUUUAGAUGUAGAUGGAACUUUACCAGCAGAUCUGAAAAGACGAGGGGUUAAUACACCAGAGAAAAUAAAUGGUGAUUGGGAAUUACAGAAUUGGGGUAAAGAAUUAGCUUUAUCUAGAGAACAAGGUGGUGUAGGACUACUGGGAAUACCAAAUGACGGAACAUUUAAAACAAUAGAUGAUAUAAGUAAAGUAUUAACAUGUAUUGUAUAUACCUGUAGUGUUUCACAUGCGUCAACUAAUUUCCCUCAAUAUGAAGAAUACGCCUUUACUCCAAAUUAUCCUGGUAUGAUGCGAGGAAAACCACCAAACUCAAAGGACCCCGUAGAAGAAUGCCGGAUCUUGGCCAGUCUACCGGAUAAACUAACAACCCUAGAUAUUAUGGUCGUUACUAAAAUAUUAAGUGGUCGAGGUACCAAAAGUCUCGGUGAUUUUGAAGUUCAGUAUGUUUUUGAUCCGAAAGCCACGGGGAUCGUUGAUGAGUAA